Rhipicephalus microplus (southern cattle tick) is the source of this 909-nucleotide messenger RNA. It is a transcript of the gene RpL7A, whose product is annotated as ribosomal protein L7A. Gene Ontology annotation, cellular component: ribonucleoprotein complex. NCBI's taxonomy places the organism in Eukaryota, Metazoa, Arthropoda, Arachnida, Ixodida, Ixodidae. The record is from RefSeq and is a predicted model, not a curated record. Gene Ontology annotation, molecular function: RNA binding. Gene Ontology annotation, biological process: ribosome biogenesis.
UCUUUCAUCGUGUUUAGCUAGGGGUGGUGCGUCCGCAGAGCUAACACAGUAUUGUCAAGAUGGUGCAGCGGAAGAUCAAAGGAAAGAAGGGCAAGAAGAAGAUCGCAGCAGCCCCGCUGUCUGUGAAGAAGCCCGAACAGAAGAAAGUGACGAACCCGCUUUUUGAAAAGCGUCCUAGAAAUUUCAGCAUCGGCCAGGAUAUCCAGCCAAAGCGUGAUCUGACCCGGUUCGUGAAAUGGCCCAAGUAUGUGCGCAUUCAACGCCAGAGGGCAAUCCUGUACCAGCGCAUCAAGGUUCCACCUCCCAUCAACCAGUUCACUCAGUGCUUGGACAGGCAAACAGCUACCAACUUGUUCAAGCUCCUGGACAAGUACAAGCCAGAGUCAAAGGCAGCGAAGAAGCAGAGGCUGCUUCAACGGGCUGAGCAAAAGGCCAAGGGAAAGGAAGAUGUCCCCACCAAGCGUCUUCCUGUGGUUCGCCAGGGUACCAACACCGUGACUUCCCUGGUUGAGCAAAAGAAAGCCCAGCUUGUAGUUAUUGCUAAUGAUGUAGAUCCCAUUGAGCUGGUACUGUUUCUGCCAGCCCUGUGCCGGAAAAUGGGUGUUCCUUACUGCAUCGUGAAGAACAAGUCUCGACUGGGGCGUGUCGUUCGGCGCAAGACUUGUACCUGCUUGGCUCUGGCACAGACCAAUCCUGAGGAUCGCUCCAACCUCUCCAAGCUUGUGGAAGCCAUCAAGACCAACUUCAACGAGCGCUAUGAGGAGAUCCGGAAACACUGGGGCGGUGGUGUCAUGGGCAACAAGUCUGCUGCUCGUGUGGCCAAGCUUGAAAGGGCACGAGCUAAGGAGCUGGCCCAGAAGGUGGCCUAGCCAUCUUACUGUGUCAAAUAAAGUGGAUUUGCCCUCAGAA